AUGACUGCCUUGGACGGUCACAAUUCCCUCGAUUGCCUGCUUCUGCGGCAGAUCGCGUUCGUGUCCACCUCUGCUCUACCGUCUCCCUUGUCCUCUGCAGCAGUUCAGAUUAUUGAGGCAGCGUAUGGCGACGACACGGUGAAAAGCGUGACUCAACGUACGGCACACCGCAGCAUGCUCUCUGCCGCCACCAGCGGCAGCAGCGCCACCAGCGGCAGCGCCAGCAUGGGCAGCGCGCAGGUCGCGACGGAGGUGGAGUUGGGAGCGACGCGGCUGAGCUUCAGCAGCAAGCGCUGCGUGAGCGUGACCAAGAAGGUGAUGCGGAGCAACGUGACAGUGUGGUGGAAGGGCAGUGAUCCCUCGAGCUCCUCCUCGGGCUCGGGCAGCACGGCGGGCGGCACGGCGGGAAGCACGGCGGGCGGCACGGCGAAAGGCGUACAGUGCGCGCAGGUCAAGUUCUUUAAGAAGGCUGGUUGCAAAGGCACGGCGCUGGACAGUGUGGGGAACCCGCGCACUGCUGGCGACACUUCCCCGUUUCCGAGCAGCGGAAAGGCGGUCAGCAAGUGGGCUUCGGUGUUGUCUGUGCUCUGCGACACUGUUGAUCGUGCAUGUGACGCGUUGCGCUGUGAGCCGGAUGGCACCUGUGUGAAGGAUCAGAACGGAGAUCGCUUCUGUCAGUGGGACUCACCCUGUGGCAACUGUCCCACUGGAGCCACCUGCAAGGCCGUGCCAUCAAAGGGCAGCAUUCCAAUCCAGGUGCCUUACUGCGAGUGCCCUUCAGGCUACGGGAUGACCGCCACCGAAUGUGUCCAGGGAGGAAAGGACACAGUUGGUGGCAACAGCUACACACUCAUCGCGAAUUCAGCAGCCAAGGACUAUACCUCCCGGCCCUACACCCUCCGCUAUAACACGGACGGUUGCACGCAGUUCCCAGCUGCAGUGGCUGGAAAGUACACUACCAAGUAUACCGUAUACAGUGUCAAGUCCAAUGCGUAUUGCUACAAAUACCAGGAAUUCAGUACGGACAACUGCGAAGGGAACCCUGAUUCUCAGUUGUUUUCUCUCGAGAAACGGCUGGAUACAAAGGUUCAACU
Messenger RNA from Closterium sp. Naga37s-1, 1094 nucleotides. Lineage: Eukaryota; Viridiplantae; Streptophyta; Zygnematophyceae; Desmidiales; Closteriaceae. The record is from the annotation of a GenBank genome assembly.